Molecule: messenger RNA, 3074 nt
Organism: Solea solea (common sole)
Lineage: Eukaryota; Metazoa; Chordata; Actinopteri; Pleuronectiformes; Soleidae
Gene: agps
Product: alkylglycerone phosphate synthase
Exons: 20
Coding region: 66-1967 (633 amino acids)
Biological process (GO): lipid biosynthetic process
Molecular function (GO): alkylglycerone-phosphate synthase activity; FAD binding
Source: RefSeq, a predicted model, not a curated record
GACCUCUCACCUCUCUGACAGCAGCUCAUGGAUCCGCUCCCUCCGUUCACAAACACGGAAGCAGCAUGGCGUUCAACAGCAGCGGCGGCUCCGACAGACAGCAGAUUGCACAACAGAGACUGAGGAUCAUUACCGGACACUUACAGAGACCGGAGGACGAUGACUCGGCCAUUUCAGCCGUGGAGUGCAAAGCCCCAAGCAGCGAGUCAGAUGCCUCCUCCAGUGAGGGGAAGACGGUGCCCAGGAGGAGGCACGAGAUAAUGAAAUGGAAUGGCUGGGGAUACAGCGAUUCAAAAUUCCUCUUCAAUAAGAAAGGUCAAGCAGAAUUUACCGGUAAAAGGUAUAGAAUAAGUGGUCUGAUCAUCCCUGGCCUGAAAGAUUGGAUGGAAGGCACAUUUGGAGCUAGUGUGCAACACAAAUCUCAAGCAACACCCAUUCUGAACAGCAGUUCUGUUCAACCUCCCAACCUUAAUGAGGCCUUUGUUGAGGAACUGAAAUCCACAGGUGUUCCCUUCUCUCAUGAUGCAGAGGACCGAGUGUUCCGUGCCCAUGGACACUGCUUACAUGAGAUCUUUGCCCUCAGAGAAGGCAAAAUCGGUCGAGUUCCAGAUAUGGUCGUGUGGCCAAACUGCCACGAUGACGUAGUAAAAAUUGUGGAACUGGCGUGCAAACAUAAUGUUUGUUUAAUACCAUAUGGAGGAGGGACUAGUGUCUCCAGUGCUCUGGAGUGCCCCCCUGAGGAAACCCGUUCCAUUGUUUCUCUGGAUACCUCACAGAUGAACCGCAUUCUGUGGAUUGAUGAGAAAAAUCUAACUGCCCAUGUGGAAGCUGGCAUCGUUGGUCAGGAUCUGGAGAGAUUACUCAAUGAGAGUGGCUACUGUACAGGACACGAACCGGACUCCAUGGAGUUCAGCUCCCUGGGGGGCUGGGUAGCAACCAGAGCGUCAGGCAUGAAGAAGAACAUUUAUGGAAACAUUGAGGACCUGGUUGUCCACAUGAAGAUGGUGACCCCUCGAGGUGUCAUUGAAAAGAGUUGUCAGGGCCCACGUAUGUCCACAGGGCCGGACAUUCACCACUUCAUCCUGGGUUCUGAAGGAACCCUGGGUGUGGUUACCGAAGUAACGAUGAAGAUUCGUCCCAUGCCAGAGUAUCAGAAAUAUGGCUCUGUUGUUUUCCCUAAUUUUGAGCAGGGAGUUGCUUGUCUGCGGGAGAUUGCAAAACAGAGAUGUGCUCCAGCAUCAGUACGGCUCAUGGAUAAUGAACAAUUUAAAUUUGGUCAUGCUCUGAAACCUCAAGUGUCUUCCAUUUUCACAUCCUUUUUGGACGGGUUGAAGAAAUUUUACAUCACCAAGUUCAAAGGGUUUGACCCCAACCGCCUGUGUGUGGCCACCCUGCUGUUUGAGGGAAACAGAGACAGGGUCCUGCAGCAUGAGAAGCAAGUUUAUGACAUUGCUGCGAAAUUUGGGGGCCUGGCAGCUGGAGAGGACAAUGGUCAAAGGGGUUACAUGCUGACCUUCGUCAUCGCUUACCUCCGGGACUUGGGGAUGGACUACUAUGUAAUGGGAGAGUCCUUUGAAACGUCUGUGCCUUGGGACAGGGUGUUGGACAUGUGCCGGAAUGUGAAGGCACGCAUUGUCCACGAGUGUAAAGAGAGAGGAGUUCAGUUUCCACCAUUGUCCACAUGCAGGGUGACUCAGACAUAUGACGCCGGAGCCUGCGUCUACUUCUACUUUGCCUUCAACUACAGAGGACUCAGCGAUCCAGUACAUGUGUAUGAACAAGUGGAGCAUGCUGCUAGAGAAGAAAUCCUGGCCAGCGGAGGAAGCUUGUCGCAUCACCAUGGAGUGGGGAAACUUCGGAAGGCGUGGAUGAGAGAGACCAUCUCCAGUGUUGGCAUGGGCAUGCUGCAGUCUGUCAAGGACUACGUAGACCCCGCUAACAUCUUUGGCAACAGGAACCUUUUGUGAUUUCCCGCUCCUGUUCAUCUUUACUUGCCCCUUUUUCUAAAAAAAAAAUAAAUAGAGAAUCAUUUUGUGUGUUUUGGAUUAAUCAAUACUAACUGUGAAUUCAAAAUUGACAGAUAUCAUCCAGUGCCAUUUAAUUAUGCACCCCCAAAACCUUUUUAUUUGGCAUUAUAUUGCACUCGAUUCGCUGUAACAAUCACUUGCGUUGAAAUUAAUUUUUUGCUGUUGUGUCGCAGCCUCGGCUCACGUGAUCGAUGGCCACAAUGCUUCCCGACAUGAUGCUACUAAAAUGAGAUUUUUGUUGCAUUUGCUUUCCCUAAAUAUUCUUGCCAAAAUAGUUAAGUGUGUGUGUGUGUGUGUGUGUGUGUGUGUGUGUGUGUGUGUGUUGGUAUACGUGUGGCACUUCUUUAGUGGUAAAUUCUAGAGGAAUGCGCUCUCUAAAGCUCUGUGCCUUUGUAAAGCUUUUCUCUGCCUUCCCCAUAUCCCACUGCACACUGGUGUAGUGGAGUCUCCUUGUGAAGCAGGACAGACUUGGACAUGACGUUUUCAGUGUCUCCUGUUUGUCUUUUCCAUUCCCUCAGGCCUUUUGUUGUACUGACCUAUUGCCAUAAGAGACGUUGUAGUCGACGCGUGUGCGUUUACACCCCUCCUGACAGACUUGUUAUACUACACCCAAAAAGUAAACAUUCUUUUCAGCUGUAGUGUGAUUACAAAGAGAGAUAUUCCUUGUGUAAGUUUUGUACUGAACAAUUUUUUUCCCUGCAUGGUUUGUUGGCGAGAAAGUGAUGUGGGCGGGGGGGAAGGGAAAACCAUGUCUGCUUCAGUGUGAUUGAGUAUGCAGUUUACGGUCUCUUUAUUCCGGUGCUCACAUUGUACCAAAGACUUGACACGUCAGAUCAUGCAAACAUACAGUUGACAUCUGUUUGUGUAACCGACAUCUUCACACGCUUUCACAGCUAACACAGCUUAAAAAGAGAGAGAGAGAGAGAUAAACAUUUUUUUAAAUCCUGAUAAUAUGCAAUGAUAUCCCUUGUGAGAGCUGUAAAAUGUAGAAAUUUGUUAUUGUUCCACGUGCUAAAACUUUCUAAUAAACACGUAUGUUUGCUAAGA